CAUCGAGUUUAGCGUCGGUUCCUCAAAACGACCGGGCCGAAGGGAAAAGCCACAUUGUGUGGGAAACCAUGAGUAAGAAUCGAGCCUCUUGGAGCUGUCUGUUGACGUUGAACAUCUCACACGAACCGUACCCACAAUGCAAGGCGAGAAGCAUACCACAUAUGGCGAGGAUGCCCAGACCAGCAUCCACGCCUUUGAACCGAGUCACAAGAAUCCGACCGGUGUCCCGGACCAUCAGUCUGAGCUUGCCGCUCAGAUUGCAGCUAUGAGUCCUGAAGAGUAUGCCGAGGCCGAACGCAAAUUACUAAGAAAGAUGGACCUGAAUAUCAUCCCCUGGAUCACGCUGCUAUAUCUGAUGUCCUUCUUGGAUCGAGUCAAUAUCGGUGUCGGCAAGCUCACUGGACUGGUCAAGGAGCUGCACCUCACUUCUCUGGAGUACAGUAACGCGUCGAUGAUCUUCUUCGUCAGCUACGUCGCCUUCGAGGUGCCUUCUAAUCUCGUCUUGAAAAAGUUUCGACCAUCUCGUUGGAUUCCCUUCACCAUGGUCUGCUGGUCGAUCUUCCAGAUUUGCAUGGGUUUGGUCACCAACUAUUCUCAGCUUCUCGCCUUGCGAUUUUGCUUAGGCUUCUUCGAGUCUGGUCUGUUCCCAGGUCUCAACUUCUUCUUGACCGGGUGGUAUCGUCGAGAAGAGAUCAACAGAAGAUGCUCUAUUUUCUUCGCAGGCGCUGUCCUUGCAGGAGCCUUUGGUGGUAUUCUAGGUUACGCCUUUUCUCGUAUGGCAGGAGUUGGGGGCAAGAUGGGCUGGACCUGGGUCUUCGUUUGGGAAGGUCUCUUGACGUUUGUAAUUGCCGUCGCGUCCUUCUGGAUGGUCCAUGACUGGCCGGACCGAGCGAAAUUCCUCACACCACUCGAGCGGGAACUGGUUCUCUACAGACUCAAAGGCGAACAGGGUCUUGCGGGUGAAGGCAAAUUCAGCAUCUCCGUGGUCUGGUCGGCCUUGAAGGACUGGAAGGUGUAUGUUAUGGCUCUGUGCUAUGCUGGUGCCGCCGAGCCAUUGUACAGUGGUUCACUCUUCUCGCCCACCAUCAUUGCGUCUCUCGGCAGAUUCACUACGCCUCAGUCGCUUCUACUGAGUGCUCCGCCCUACGUGCUCAUGUUCAUCACUACUGUCGGUACGGCCUUCCUAUCAGACAGAUUCCGAGUCAGGGGCCUCUUCCUAAUGUUUUGGUCGUUCCUGGCUUGCAUCGGCUACAUCAUGCUCAUGACAGUUUCUUUCAAAGUCCCCGGUGUGCUCUAUUUUGCCGUCUUUAUCACUGCAGGCUCCGUCGGUCCGCUGAUAGGAACCACUAUCGCUUGGACGGGAAACACUUGGGGCAACCAUUAUAAAAAGGCUGUCGCCAUGGGUAUUGUGUUCAUGAGCGGAAACGCUGGAGGCAUCUACUCCUCAGAAGCGUACAGGAUCAAGGACGCGCCUAGAUACCUCCCAGGUCACGGUACAGCGCUUGCUUUCUGCGCCCUCAAUUUCAUCUGCGCCGGGAUCUUGACAAUCUAUUUCAGACGGGAGAACAAGCGACGGGACAUGCUCUAUGGUCCUCCUCCUGCUCUCCACGAGGGUCACUUGUAUGACAGCCCCGAGUAUCUGGCCAAGUGGGGCUUGGAGGGCAUGACUCGGGAGGAGAUCGUGGCGUUGGGAGACAAGCAUCCGGCGUUCCGAUAUAUGCUUUGACGUGGUUCCGAGACUCCAUAUUAGCUCUACAACAGGAUUGCUGGCACACUCGAAUGAUCAGCUCUAAUUUGUCUAGUUUUAUCUCCCCAUGCAUCUGGGACAACGUGCACACGC
Messenger RNA from Kockovaella imperatae, 1840 nucleotides. RefSeq names its product major facilitator superfamily domain-containing protein. The record is from RefSeq and is a predicted model, not a curated record. Bases 137 to 1726 code for a protein of 529 amino acids. Lineage: Eukaryota; Fungi; Basidiomycota; Tremellomycetes; Tremellales; Cuniculitremaceae. The transcript is spliced from 13 exons. Gene Ontology annotation, cellular component: membrane. Gene Ontology annotation, molecular function: transmembrane transporter activity. Gene Ontology annotation, biological process: transmembrane transport.